GGAGGAGGAGUGUAGAAUGACAGAGGGAGAGAGAACUCUGGCACCUCUCAGAUCUCUGCUGUGGCGAGGGCUCCUGGUUGAAGCACAUUCCUCAAGCAGCCAGAGACGAAAAGGCAGCGGGACAGUGCGGAGGAGAAGUCGCGACAUCCUUUAAAUCUCUUCGUGACCACAUAGGACUGCCUCUCACCUCCUCUCGGCUCACUCACUGCUCACACAGACACUUGCUAAGCUGCGUAACGCACCAGCCGCUCAACCAGCUCUGCUGCCCUGUCAGAAGUAAAGGAUUUCCCCGAUUGAGGCACAGGGACAGAAAGAAUAAAAAAAACUGAUUGAGGAAAAGAAAUUUAAAUCACUGAAGAGGCGGAAAGGCUUCUCUUUUACUCGAGUUAGUGCCAUGCAGUGGUAAGCUGAGGAAAGCCAAGCUGAACUGAUCUGCUCUGAAGACUUUCUUACCCUUCACCCUACCCUAUCAGUCCCAGAUGGAGCUCAAAGUGUGGGUGGAUGGAGUAGUGCGGGUUGUCUGCGGUCUGUCCGAGGAGACUUCCUGUCAGGAUGUGGUCAUUGCUCUAGCACAGGCCAUUGGUCAGACAGGCCGUUAUGUUCUUAUUCAGCGUCUAAGGGACACAGAAAGGCAGCUGCUGGCCACAGAGAGGCCUCUGGAGUCUCUCGCAAAGUUGGGCCAACAUGGCAAUGAAGUUCAGUUCUUUCUACGUCGCACUGGCCCCAGCAGCAGUGAUGGACCUGGCUCAAAACAAGAGAGACCUAAUCCCCUUCCAUUGCCUAAGCAUCCUGAACCAGAGCCUUUGAAACGUAGCCAGCCUAAAAAAGCCCUGACCUUUAACUUGGGGCCUUCCACCUCUCCUAAGACCAAGGCCAAACAACUUAAGAGGUCUCCACGGGACUCUCCAGAACAAAGAGCCUCCCCCUCUCCUUCAUCCAGCCCUCUGUCCCCUCAUAUGUCAUCCCCUUCUCCCUCACUACCUAUAGGCCCUUCAAAAGAUGAAGUAUUCAGGAAAGUUCUUCAGCAACAGGAGAGACUAAGAGCCAUUGAGGCCCAGCUAGAAGCCCUAGAGAGGGAGUCACACACCUGGGAGCGUCCCUACCCAUCUCCAUGUCCCUCACCUGUUUCUGAUGCUCGUUUGCAAGACGAGAUGGACGCUUUGGAGCAAGCAAUGCGAAGGAACCAAGCAGAGCUUGCACAUGAGCAGUACUGGGAGGAGGAGCUAAAAGCCGAGGUAGAAAGCGAGCGAGGAAUGCGAAGGAAGCUUGGAGAGCUCCAUACAAAGCUAGAUGACUGUGGACGGCGGCUCCAUGAAUUCUCAGUUCGCUCUGCUCAGCUGGAGGAAGAGAUCCAGCGGGAAACCCAGACACAAGGGAAAGCCACAGGACCUGAGGAGUCGUUUGACGCUGUAAGGGAAGAGUUACAAAGUCGAGAGAGACAUGGGACAGAGCUAGAGGAACAGCUAUCUGAGACUGACAAGGCUCUGGAGAAAGCAGAGUCUCUGUUGCAGGACAAACAGGAUGAGCUGGAGGAACUGAAUAAGGAGCUGAGGCAGUGUAACCUGCAGCAGUUUAUUCAACAGGCGGGUGUCCUGCCUGUUCAAACCAACUCACGCACAGAGCUUCAGGAGCAACUGGAGCAAUUUCUACAGGAUGGAUACAGGGAUGGAAAUCAGGGUGUAAUUCAAUUUGAAUCUCCACCUCGUCCUACUGCAAAGCAGUUCCUGGGACAUCCACGCAACCUUCAAAACCCUCUAGUGUCCAGCCUCAACCCUGAGGUCCUGACAUCCCGAGACUCGUCAUGGAGAUAAAACAUGGACCGCAGGGCCAAGGAAAAGUUGUUCACUGUUCUGUCACCAUCACCUCUUAUUUAACACUUUCCUUUGUAACGCUCAUUUAUUUUUUCAAUAUACCAUGAUAUAUAUAUAU
Molecule: messenger RNA, 1929 nt
Organism: Pundamilia nyererei
Lineage: Eukaryota; Metazoa; Chordata; Actinopteri; Cichliformes; Cichlidae
Gene: rassf7a
Product: Ras association domain family member 7a
Exons: 6
Coding region: 480-1811 (443 amino acids)
Biological process (GO): signal transduction
Source: RefSeq, a predicted model, not a curated record